Messenger RNA from Synchiropus splendidus (mandarinfish), 1651 nucleotides. RefSeq names its product dehydrogenase/reductase (SDR family) member 7Cb (gene dhrs7cb). The record is from RefSeq and is a predicted model, not a curated record. Bases 173 to 1111 code for a protein of 312 amino acids. Lineage: Eukaryota; Metazoa; Chordata; Actinopteri; Syngnathiformes; Callionymidae. Gene Ontology annotation, biological process: regulation of release of sequestered calcium ion into cytosol by sarcoplasmic reticulum. Gene Ontology annotation, molecular function: all-trans-retinol dehydrogenase (NAD+) activity. Gene Ontology annotation, cellular component: sarcoplasmic reticulum membrane. The transcript has 7 exons.
UGGCUGACUUGAGCACAGGCUAUUCUGGGCAGCAGGUUCCUGCCUUGAGUGGCGAUCGGUGGCACAGACCAUCGGAGCUGAGUGACUGCAGGAAGGCGGGCGUCUGUUGCUUCACUAAACCUGGAAAAUACAGUCAGGCCUGCCGAAGGAUUAGCUUGUGAUUCGCACUAAAAUGGCCCUGCCCUCAGUAAUGCUGUUACCCCUGUUGGUCGUCAUAGCAGCCGGAAUCUACUACGUAUACAAUGAGGUCAUGCACUUCAUGUCCAAGUCCCUGGUGCGAAACAAAGUGGUUGUCAUCACAGAUGCUGUGUCAGGGGUUGGAACUGAGUGUGCACGGCGCUUCCACCAGGGCGGGGCCAGACUCAUCCUAUGUGGCGCCAGCUGGGACAAGCUGGAGUCUCUCUAUGACUCCUUAAUCGUCGACGCUGACCCCAAAGAAACGUUCGCCCCUAAACUGGUGAUUCUGGACUUCAGCGACAUGGAGAGCAUGGAGGAUGUGAUAGCAGAGGUGGUGGACUGUUAUGGUUAUGUGGACGUGUUGAUCUGCAACAGCAGUGUGAAGACAAAAGCUCCGGUGCAGAGAAUCUCACUGGAAGUGGACAGGAACGUGAUGGAUGUCAACUACUUUGGGCCAAGCACUUUGACAAAAGGGCUUCUCCCCACUAUGAUCCCUCGAAGAUCCGGACAUGUUGUGUUGGUGACCAGUAUUCAGGGCAGACUGGCUGUCCCUUUCAGAAGCUCAUAUGCUGCAUCCAAGCAUGCCGCACAAGCUUUCUUUGACUGCCUGCGGGCUGAAGUGGAUGAGUACGGGAUAGUUGUCAGCACCAUCAGUCACACCUUCAUUGACGCCUCAACCAGCACACCUGCAGAGGAGCCGGCCCCCAAACAAAGCCCUCUGGCUGCAUUUGUUGCCGGUCAUCUGACCCAUGGUGUCCGACCGUCUGCCUUGGCCAAUGAGAUCAUGCAGACGGUGAACAGGAAGAGGAAGGAGGUUGUGCUGGCCCAUCCCAUCCCCAGGGUGGCGCUCUACCUCCGCUCUCUCUUCCCCUCCUUCCUCUUUGCCGUGCUGGCCGCUGGAGUGAAGGACUCAGUCUUCAUGGAGCAGAUGUAACAUGCUAGGAAAGGCAAUUAAUAUUCCCAUGACAAACCAGGAUUGUUAGGGUGGGGGGUAUACCAAAAGUCUUAAUUGUCUUUUACUUACAGACAACAAUGUCACAAGAGUCUGAAUAUAUGGAAACGAUAGAUUAAAUAAUAAUAAUAAUAAUAAUAAUAAUAAUAAUAAUAAUAAUAAUAAUAAUAAUAAAGGAACAAGGGGAUAAAUACAAGCACGCAUGUUGUCUUUGCAGAUUUGCCAUUACUAAUAAUAAAAGGCAUUUUUAUUAUGAGAAAUUUGCGCUAGAUCUUGUUAAAUUUUAAUUUCCUCAGACCUGUCCGCCCAGACUUUUUUUUCAUCAUUAACAGCAUUCUUAUACGAGAAAUGUGAAUGUUAUGCAGUUAUGAAAAAUCGACAUGUAAAAAAUUAAUUAAAAAAAUAAAACAUCUAUUCAUACUUAAAAUUUAUGUCGCCCUCGUGUAUAAUGCCAAAAGGUUUUGAAAUCGAGACUUACAGUCAUUUUAAGCGGAAUAAUUCAGAUGAAUUUAAUACGAAUCU